GAACGCCAAUCAGCGAAAAGAACACAAGAGGCUGACCCGAGUUUUCCCUAUUUUGUGUGUUUAUGCGGCAAAUAGUGCAGGAGACGGUGAAAUAGUUGUGUAAAAGGCUGAGCCAUGGAUAUUUCUCUCGAUAUGUGGUAAUAGGAAGACCAGCGAAUCCAUGUAAAUGUGCAGCAAAAUGGUCAAAUCCCUCGGAUGUGAACUAAGUGGUGGACGAAAUUCCCUUGGAGCAGCUCACAAUCCGGCACAUCUCACUCAGGAGCAGGCAAAAUUACCUCGAGUGAGUGCAUUUGGACGGUUUCCGACACUCGAUCGAGCUGAUCUUUCUGUAUGGAGUCAAUAAAUCGUGAGGAGAACAAUGCUUGCCGCCAUCAAUCAAAGAAAUCAUUGCAGGUGGCUUCCAACAAUGUUGUAAGCUGGGAUGCGAAGAAACGUUUCAGCAGCAGUAGCAGUAGCAGCAAAUCAUUGAGCAAUAAGGUGGAUAAGGAGAAGAGUGUGGUGUUUGGUAAAUCGCACAAGGAGACGUCAAAAUCAAAUUUAAUUACCACAGAAUCAAAAGAGCCCAACUUUGAGUACGACGACCACGAAUGGGAUAUUAGAGGAAUUGGUGAUCUUAUCACCGAUCUCGAUGCAGACAUUGAGAAAUCCUCAUUUGUGAACAUUCAUCACGCGUCCCAUGAGAAUAAAGACACAUCAUCAACGGAGAAGACUGAGAAAGUAGUCGUGGAUAAAGCGCAAACUUUGCAAUCACCACAAAUUGUCACAAUGUCAUCAUCGUCCAGUGGAUCUGGCAAUAGUAAGGCUAUGAAAUUGGCUAUUGACCAUCAGGCGACACUCGAGAAGGGCCUCAAGAUGAAGAUUAAGCGGACAAAGCCGGGCACAAAAACGUCCGAAGCCAAGCACGUGAUUGUUAAGUCGGAGCAGAAUGGUUUUCCAACCGAGAGGGAUGACACGAAUAUAGGUGACAAAAAAGGGGGAUCCGGUCACAUGUCGCAAAUCCCGUCAGCGGCCGCGCCGGUGAUCUCGAAGCGCAACAGUUCGCACAGGCGUGACAAGGUGAAGGACAAGGCGGCCCAGCGGGAGUUGCUGGAGCAGCAGAGUGCGGAGGUGGACGAUGGUGAGGACUAUGCGUGUUCGCACGGCAAGAGUGCCAGUGACACGGCUAAGAUGCUCAGCGUGCAAGCGGACGUGACUAUGGCGUCUGCCGAAGUGGGCAACAAUCAUGCAACAAAGAAGGAGCAACAAUCAUCAAUCAUUCCGAUGAAAACGGACGCGGGCGAUGGCGAGAAGAUGAUGCCGUCGGGUGGCGGUGGCGGUGUUCUGUCGCUCCUCACGACGCCCGGGCAGCAGGAGAUGCGCGAGGAUGGCCUGAAGUCGCCGCCGCUGAAGAAGCUGAAAUGUGAUCAAAAGACAGUGCAUGACAUGUCGGUGGGUACUUCCGUGGGCACCAUCACGGAGCCCGACUGCCUGGGCCCGUGCGAGCCUGGGACUUCCGUCACGCUCGAGGGCAUCGUGUGGCACGAGACCGAGGGCGGCGUGCUGGUGGUGAAUGUCACCUGGCGCGGCAAGACGUACGUGGGGACGCUCUUGGACUGCACACAGCACGAUUGGGCGCCGCCGAGAUUCUGUGACUCUCCUAUUGAGGAUCUGGAUUUGAGGACGCCAAAGGCCAGGGCAAAGCGUGGCCGAAGUGCAGCCAACACGUCACACAAUGAUCUGAGCAACUUCACAGAGACUCGCAGCUCCGUGCACAGCAAAUUGCGCAAUUGUGGAGCGAAAGGACGCGGUGGUCAGCGUCUCUCCACCACAACGGCUACAAAUUCAUCUCCCGUGUCCACAGUCUCAACCACAGCGGCGUCCAUCGCCACAACGACCACGUCCACAUCAUGCGGCUCCGCUGGCAGUUCCGUAAGUCAGCCAAUGUCGCCGGUGUCGCGUCAUGACAAGCGCAAAUCGCGCGACGAGGCCGAACCGGCGGCGACGACGGCGACAAAUCCAGAAACAACGCAGAACAUCAUAAAUCCCAUCACGGGCCUCAAUGUGCAGAUUCCCGCGAAGAAGUGCACCAUCACGCGGUGCCCCGUGUCGCCGGUGCUGCUGGAGUGUCCGGAGCAGGAGUGCAGCAAGAAGUAUAAGAAUCCGAUUGGGCUGAAGUACCAUCAGAGUCACGCUCACGGCGGCUUCGUCUCCCUGGACGAGGAUUCGCCGCCGACGCCGGAAUCGCCACAAGCGACGACCGACGGCGCGGUGGAUAUGAAGAAGGCGGCUCUCAAUGGUUCCACAGAGCCGAUGACGUUUGCGGUGGAGGACGAUGAGGCGGCGGACAAGACAGCCACGACUGUCAAGCCUGACAUGAUCAAUCCGCUGAUGCUGCAGCCACAGUCGAGCUUUCCACUCAAGGCUGGCGUCGCUGGGGGGCCACUGGCGGAAGCGCCAAAGGCGGAGACUGAUAUGCCGCUUCACUUUCCCACCGGGAAGUUGUAUGAAGAGGAUAAGGAGGGCGGCCAGCUGACUGAGAAGUCGCGCGUGCUGAUCUGUCCACCAAAGGGUGAGACCACGGCGCAGACUUCGCAGUCGAGCGCCUCCGAUGACACAGAGUCCGGCUAUUUGGGCAAGCAGAAGAAGAACCGCAAGUCGCCGUCAAUUGUUGACAAUGCCAAUGAGAAUGCCUCGUCCGUCAGUCGGCCAGAUGAUGUCAAGAGUCCCGCCUACAGUGAUAUCUCCGAUGACUCCACGCCAGUCAUUGAGUCUGAGAGCACCGAGAAACUGCGCCUGGUGAAGGGCUUGGACGAGCGUCAACCCAUCGCUGAGGUUUCCUCUAAUUCCAUUAACAUUGGCAACUUCGGCAUGUAUCCGUUCUACAGCCAGUCGUCUUUCAUGAUGUCACCGGAGCACUUGAGGGCGCAGGCGGCCAAAGGGUCGGCCGCGGGGGCUCCGCGUGUUGCUGGCGGCGCGGACUACGGCGGUAAGGUGGCCAAAGAGUCUCAGCCACCGCCAGUGGAUCUCAUGAACAAAUCUCAGGCCGUGGAUCCGGCGAGUGGCGGCGGAAGCGCGGGUCCGGUACCGCCUCAAAUGUCCCUGAAGGACUUCUCAAGCAAUGCACAACAAGCAAAAGUUCUCUCUCACUUCUAUCCAUACAACUUCAUGUCGUCCGGAUAUUCGUAUGAUAUUGACUCCAACUAUGGAGCUGUUGGCUUGAUAUCGUCGUCAGAUGAGAACAAGGACAACAGCAACAGAUCGUCAACGCCGCCGGCUAAGGAUGAGAGUCACUACAAGCAGGCGUCGAGUCCGAAUGAUGCAAUCAAGACGACUCCGUCGAAGGGAUCCAUCAAGGCGGAGCCUCACACCGGGGCGAAGGAGCUGACUGACCCGCACCUUUCUUGCUACUCCAAGGAGUCUUCCCCGCACAUACCCAACCACUUCCCCUCCGCGGCCGCCGUGGCAGCCGCCGCCGCCUACCAAAGUCAACGGCCGCACGCUGUCCCGCCGUCUGUCCAUCAGCUGUCAGCCAGAGACGAGGAGCUCAAGCGGUUCUACGUGUAUCCGGACAGCCGACGGAUGAAUCCUUCCGGCGGUGGCAUCAAGGAAGAGCCGUACGGUCAUCCAUCUGGGCAGCCAUCGCAGCCACCAUCACAGACGGCUCAGGGCCCGCCGGCGCCGCCGCCAAGUGCACACGGUAGUCAGGCGAACGGCCAGCAAGGCCAGUCGGCUAAGGGUGGAGCCGUGGGAGCUUCCGGAUCGUCUGGCAGCGCCGGCACGGGUGGCGACAGGCCGAUGAAGACGGAGGACGGCAAGGCGAUCAAGCAGGAGGGUCAGAAGCCCACGAUGGAGACGCAAGGCCCACCGCCGCCGCCCACGUCGCAAUACUACUUGCCAUACAUCAAUCCGUCUCCAUUCCCCUUCGACACGGCGCACCCAAUGUACAGGAACAUGCUGGUGCCGGCGGCGCCGUACAACCACCCGUCGACAUACCACCACAUUCAGAUGGCCGCGGCGGCGCGCUACCACUCGCCUGAGGAUCUGUCGCGCACGUCCAAUCCCAAGGCGAUGGACAUGCUGCAGCACCAGGCGACGCAGUACUACAACUCGCACAAGAUCCACGAGCUGAGUGAGCGUGCGCUCAAGAGCCCCACGAGUGGUGCACCGACCGGCGCCGGGCAGGCGGGCGGCGCAGCAGGCGGCGGCGGUCAAGGUGGCGGCAGCUCGGGAGCGGCCAGCGGUGCGCCCGGAAGCAGCGCCAAGAUCUGUGUCUCUAGUCCGAAUUCGAUGGUGCAGCAGCAGCAGGCGGUGACGUCGGCAGCGGGCGGCACGGCGAGUGGGUCGGCGCCGGGCGCAACGGGUCAGAAGGGUGGCGGCGGCAGUGCGGGCGAAGAGAAGGGCGCCGCAGGAAGGAGUCCGCCGCCGCAGAGGCACGUCCACACGCACCAUCACACGCACGUGGGUCUGGGAUAUCCCAUGUAUCCCACUCCUUAUGGAGCUGCCGUGAUUGCCAGCCAGCAAGCAGCCGCCGUGGCGGUCGUUAAUCCAUUCCCACCGGCGCCGGCCAAGUGAGCGCGGCGCGCGCGUGUCGCUGGACAGGGCGAGAGAGUGUCUGACGACUCAAGUGUCGAGAGGCGUGACAAGAGAUUCGAGAAGGGAAAGAGAUAUCAAAAAAGAUGAUGAUGGUUGAUGAUGAGGAACUGAAGAGAGUUUGUGAGAGUGCUGGAAAAAGUGUUGAGAAAGAAGUGCAAACGUACACACACACAAUUUGAGACAAGGACGACGAAGAGAUGGACAAAAGGACCGAUGAGGAAGAUCAUCAAGUAAAAUAUACUCUUAAAGAAUAUUAUUAUUAAAAAUAAUAUAUGAAUAAUAUAUAAAGAGCAACAGAAAGUAUAAUUAACACUAUUAAAAUCGCGCUUCUUGGAGGAACGAAAGGCAGAGCGAGAGAGAGAGAGAAUGCAUACAAAAGCUACAAUUAGCGUGGUAAAAAAAUACCUGUAAAUAUUCCUAGAUUUUAGUGGUGAAAUAAUAAUUUAAUUGUAGAUUGUGUAUUAAAAAUUAAAGAAAAAAAACAAGAAACAUAUUUGAUAAAGCAUCUCAGAUUGGCUGAUUUGCUCUCAAAAUCUCAACACAAUUGACCUUUUUGACACUGAGGAAAAAUCAAUUGAAAUGCACACAAUUUUUUCGAUAAAAUAAAUUAGGUUUGCAUUAGGAUUUUUCACACUCAAAUUUUUGGGUGGACAGAAGAGGAGAUAAGAGAAAAUGUACUCGAAUUGCUUUAUACUUCCCACAGAGAGAUCUUGACAAGAAAGAAAGAAAAAACAAAAUGCUUCUUUGACACCAAAAAUGAUCUCUUUUUGUACCCACGAAAUUUGAAGAAAAGAAAGGUGAAGGAAUAUGCGCAGAUGCAAAAAGAGGGCUGCAUUUAUUAUUCUUCCCCAAAAAAAAAACAAAUAAAACUUGAUUGCAAGAAGUAUAAAAAUUGCAGAAGAGGCGCCCAAAUCUUUUGCGCGAAGAGGAGAGAAGAAAACAAAUUUUAAAUGUAAAUAGUAUUAAUUUUCUGUUGUGAUCAUCAAAAAAAAUCUAUAUAAAUAUACAUAUUGAUAAAUAUAUAUAUAAAAAAAAAUGAAGAAAGGUGAAGAAUUACAUCUAAAUAUUUCUUAAUUUAUAAAGAAAGAAUUAUAUAUUAAAGAAUAGGAUGAGCGUGAAUUACAUGAAGAAAAUAAAAAAGAGGGGAGAAAUGAUUGAUAAAAAUGAGUAAAAAUUACAAUUUUAUUGCUGAUAAAUUAAGGUUAUUAUAAACCGAGAGAUGGAAGAAGAAGAAAAACUAUAGAAUUUCAUUUUAGAAAACGGUAGACAAUUAAGUAAUUCUUAAGAGCAGUAAUUGAAGUAAUAAAAAUAUUAAUUAUGAUGAUUAA
Molecule: messenger RNA, 5900 nt
Organism: Phlebotomus argentipes
Lineage: Eukaryota; Metazoa; Arthropoda; Insecta; Diptera; Psychodidae
Product: zinc finger protein 609
Exons: 12
Coding region: 331-4551 (1406 amino acids)
Biological process (GO): regulation of transcription by RNA polymerase II
Cellular component (GO): nucleus
Source: RefSeq, a predicted model, not a curated record